Messenger RNA from Penicillium robsamsonii, 867 nucleotides. RefSeq lists its product as uncharacterized. NCBI's taxonomy places the organism in Eukaryota, Fungi, Ascomycota, Eurotiomycetes, Eurotiales, Aspergillaceae. The coding region runs from base 1 to 867 and encodes 288 amino acids. The transcript has a single exon. The record is from RefSeq and is a predicted model, not a curated record.
AUGACCCUACACGAUAUCAGUAUCAUCAGUAUGGCCCUGGCCAUGGCCUCAAUGAUACUUAUGGCAGCGGCCAAAACGCCACAGUCGAAAAAUGUCGACAUUCUCUUCCCAGCCUUGCAUGAAAUGGAUAUGAACAAACUGGAAGGAAGUGUCAUAAGUGCUGGUGCUACAGCCACCACAAUUCAGAUUGACUGCCGCUCUAGCGCAACCAACCAAUGCACCUCUUCUGCCUAUAUCUUGCCCCAGACUCUCACUGCAGGUCCUUCUUUCCAGGACUUUCAUUACGAUAUUACCAGCUUCUGGAACAGCACUAUCUUUAUCGUCACUGGUACUUUGGACUGCAACAUGACCCAGUCUACGCUCGGUGCCUCUUGCUAUUUUUCUACCAGCACAUGGAUCUCCAGCGGCACAAAAAAUUACUCCUCAGUAUAUACCACAACCGCCACUAUAUCUUCAAUGAACUUGAAGUAUAAUACCUUGGCGGUGCCAUCGGGCUUGGAUAACCUUCCCGCCGAAACUGCGGCCACGAAUGCAUCUCCUGGUCAUACGGGGACGUCAACAUCCAAGCCAACGACGACCGCUGCAAUGACCUCAGAACAUGGCUCGUCCUCGAAAGCCUGGGUCGCAGGUCCAGUGGUUGGCGUCGUGGUUGGCUUAGCUUUGGUUGCGGCAGUGGCGUUUUGGUUGGUCAGUCGCAGGCAUAAGACCAAGGUAGAUCCCGUGCGCAAGAAUCCAAUAGAGGGAACAUCAGAGGUCUCAGAGUACCCCAUAUGUCUACCAGGGCAGAACAACCAGGUUAGAGAACUUUCAGCGAAGACUGCACCGGCAGAGUUAUCAAGUCAACACAACCCCCAUGAGAUGGAGUGA